Molecule: messenger RNA, 2139 nt
Organism: Tachyglossus aculeatus (Australian echidna)
Lineage: Eukaryota; Metazoa; Chordata; Mammalia; Monotremata; Tachyglossidae
Gene: TROAP
Product: trophinin associated protein
Exons: 15
Coding region: 75-2015 (646 amino acids)
Source: RefSeq, a predicted model, not a curated record
GAAGCAGGCUCGAGGCUGCGGUGAGCGAGCGGCCCGAGGCCGCGCUGACCCAUUCGCCUUCGGGAGCGGUCACCAUGUCGCUGGCACAGGGUGUGAUGGAGACCCCAGCGAGGGCCGCCCCGUUGUCCCACAGCAAGAUCCCCAUCCUGUCCGGGAGUCGGCACCGCUGCCCAGAUAGAGGACGUAGACGGGCGGACCAGGAGAAUUGGAACCCACAGGGGUCGAUACCCAGGAAGCCUCCUGGUGCUCAGCUCCCCGUGGGCACCCCGCCCCACCCCAGGCUCCAGCAGCUCCUGCAGACGCCUGGUCUGGAGGGACCAUCCAGUCCUCGGACCCCCUUGGAGGAGAUCAGACCUGUCAGUGCAGGGCAGAACUUGGGAUCUGGUCCCCCGCCGAAAAAAGAAGAGGUCCCCGGAGCCCUGGAGUUUGUGGCUGACCCCGCAGCUCUGGCCACUAUCCUGUCUGGUGUGGGGGUGUCGGCCAGCGGCCUGGGGCGCCAGCCCAGCCUGGCCCAGAGGGUACUGGUACGAGGGAGCCGAGGCGAUGUCUCCCGGCGGGUCCGGGGAGCUCGGGCCUCAGCCUACUUGGCUCCCAGGACACCCGCCCAGCGAUUCAACCUCAUCCGGGCUUCCUGCUUCUCCCGGUUGGAGGGGCCGGGACCCCGGUGUCGUCCCGUGGGCUCCCGGGAGCCCGAGGCCCAGCCCCUGGGACCACGACCUCACGUCAUCCUUGGCCCCCAGAAAAUGAGUGAACAGGCGACAGUCACCAGCCGGGCCCUGGUGGGCAAAGACUUUGGGCUACCCACAGCUGUAGCAGUGGCGCCAGGAGGGGAUCCUGGGCCCCUCAGGGGGCUGAGUGGGAGCCGUGUUGGACUGGCGACCCUGGGCCUGGCCCAGCGGGUGCCAGUGAAGGGGACCUGGAGGGCAGCGCCCGCCGCUGGAAGAAACGCUACCGGGAAAGGGGACAACCCCAUCCCCUGCCGGAUGCCUUCUGUGGCCCCCAAGAUGCCAAGCUCACCCGGCCGGGUGAUCCUCCCGGCAGCCCAGCCCCUGCCCUUAGGACUGGCCCAGCGUAUGCCUGCGGCUCACCCGCCUGCUCAGACAUCUUACUCUGUACGGCGACUCCUGGCAGCUUUCCCCAAGACUCCCCAGGCCACGACCCCAGCCCCCAGGGCCCACCAAGUGCCAUGGCCAGGUGACCUCUCGCCCCCGAGCUGCAUCCGGGGCUCAGGCUGCGAGGAGCCCGCGCCGCCCUGGGAGCAGAUCGCCGUGCGGCUGUUUGACCAGGAAAGCCAAGCAGAACAGAGUGAAGGUCCAGGGGAUCACCCCACUGCCGCUCCCCAAGAAGGAGAACCCCCUUCUCCCACCCCGCCGGCUGGAGGCCCCGGCCCCCAGGAGCAGAGCAGGCUGCAGCGCAUCGCUCUCCUGCAGCAGCUGCUACAAGAGGAGGUGGAGGGGCUCUCCAGGGCUGCGGGGGCUCGCGGCCACAACCUUCUUGACAAGCCGGAGGUGUCCCUGCCGCUGGCCGGAGCCCUGGCUUCUGUGACCCCGCCUCUGUCUGGAGCCCCGGCCUCCAUGCCCCCACGGGAGUCCAGCUCGGAGCCUCCCUCAGCAUCCCCCUCCCGCCUCCAGGGAGCCGGGUUUCUCUGUGGAAAACAGGGGCCCAGCCAGCAGCCAGCAGCAAGCACCAGCCUCACCUUCUCCUCCCAGCGACCCAUCUGCGCCAGCCCCUCCAUCCGUUCCACCCGCUCCCCCGGGCCCUCUGGGGCCGCAGCAGGGCUCUCUGGCCAGCUUCCUCUGGCCCUGGCCCUGCGACAGCGGCUGGCCAGGCGGAGAGCGGCCGCCCAGCAUUUCCAGGAGGCCUGCCUGGAUGAGGAGUGCGCCUUCUACACGGGGCGGAGCUCCCUCCCUGGUUCCCCCCGCCUUUGCAAAGACCCCGUGGCUACUUUGCUGGAGUGGCAGGAAGCCUUGGGCUUUGUUCCAAUCAGUAUUCCGGUCCCACAGGGCAGGUCCUGACUCCCGUCCUCAGUUGGAUGCCCCCAGCCUGCCCCCCCACCUCCCAUAUUUAUUUCCGGCUCCUCCCUUCCCGUGGAGGCAGGGGUCUAGAUUCUCUCGUUAUCUUAUUUCUGUUAAUAAAGAA